Messenger RNA from Trichobilharzia szidati, 2835 nucleotides. The record is from the annotation of a GenBank genome assembly. Lineage: Eukaryota; Metazoa; Platyhelminthes; Trematoda; Strigeidida; Schistosomatidae.
AUGAAUCCUUCUGUUUCUGGCCACUAUCCUCUACUUCGUCAUGAUCCUGUUACUGCUCGGGCUAUUUCACGUCUAAGCCAUGGAGUUGCUCGGUUAACAGCCAGUUUAAAUCCUGAAGGACAGCAUCGUCAUUUUCGUACUCGAAGAGCAAAGUUAGGAAAUAGAAGUGUUUCAGAAUCUUUGUCAAGUGAUGACAGUCAAUAUGUUGCAACAGGAUCAAAGCGGAAAUGGCAACCAGAUAAAAUUGAAUUGGAUACUAUCAUGGAACUUGAACAGUCUACAACACAUUCAUCAAAACAGUUAUCACCGGCAACACCUUCAAGAAGCACAACAACAACCGCAACAACAACAACUACAUCUCCAUUAAUUCCAUCCUCUAUCCACUUGAAACAUUCCAGUAUAGACUCAACUUUACGUCAUGUCUCCAUUUCCAUAGAUGCGCUUAAUUUACAAACAAAAUUACUCACUCCUUUCUCUUAUUCCAAUCCAAUUCUACAGAAAUCAUUAAGUUCAGAUAAUAUUGAAAGUACAGGACGUUAUUCAUCAGGUUCAUCUAUGCUUUCAGUAACAACUUCAUCAGAUAAUAGUAAUAAUAAUAAUAACAAUAACAAUGAUAAUGAAACUGAUGCUUCAUCACAAGAUGCAGAUGUCGAAGAUGAAGAUCAUAACGAGUUGAUUUCUAUCUUUCGAUCUACUACUACUGGUCGAUCAACAUUCACAUCCAAAGUGGUAUCAUCAAGACGUAAAUUGUCUUUAUUUGAUAAACACUUUUAUGAUGUAUGGAAACCAUUCGAUGAUAGUGUGUAUAGUUGUGGUGGAGAUUCAUCUGAUGGUUUAUCGAUUAAUAUUAAAAUGCCACGAUUAAGUUCAACCUAUUUUCAUAAUAAUAACAGUAAUAAUACACCGGGAUUAUCUGAUUACUCUUCUAGAUUAUCGCCUAUAUCAAGUAGUCAGUCGACAAGACGGUAUACACGUGGUAUGCUUGCCUCCUCGUCAUCAGAUACUACAAAUCAUCGUCGAAGAGUGAAGUGUAAAUGUAAACUACGGAAUAAUGAACAUCAUACUAAUGCUGCGGAUUGUCAUAAAAGUGGAAAGUGUCACCGCAAUUGUUCACACUCUUCAUCCACUUCAUCGUCAAGCUUAUCAACUGAAGAAUCUUCUGAUGAGAAUUGUUCAAAGGGUUUCAGUAUGCAUAAGCAUCGUUAUACUUCUAUAGCUGAUUCUCAGAAAAAUUGUAAUAAAGACAGGAUGAAAGUGGCCGGUAUAAAAUAUACGAAAAAAUGUCCUACAUCAUCAACAAGUACCGAAGGUGGCAGUCAUAAAUCAUCUAUUGUCCAGUCAGAACUACAGCAUCUACCAACAGAUUCUUCUAUGCUUACUUUGGAUGAACCAGUCGAUCCUGAAUGGGAUAAUAUUUUAAACGGGACUUGGCCAUUGUUAAGCAAUUGUGCAAAACAAGGUUAUGCUAAAGCUAUGCUCACUUCAAAUUCUAAACGAUAUUCAAAUUCUCAGAAGAGAAAAACGUCUAAUAUGAAAAAUAAAGACGAUUCAAAAUCGAUAAAUAAUAGUAAUAGCAAAGGCCACCUGUAUGCAGAGAAAGAGAUUCAAAUCAUGAAUACAGAUGAUUGUCAGUCUGCAAAUGUUAAGCCUAAUCAGCGAAUGCCUACACCGCCAUGGUUGGUCAGUGAUGAUAACGAGUCAGUAAGAGAUUCUGAUGAAUUCGACGAGACUGAUUUGUUGUCGGAUAGAGGUAAAAUGAAAACUUCAACAAAUGGAAUGAUGAUGACGACAACGUAUAAUCAACGUCCAUGUCUUGAUAAUUGGAAACCUGAGCUGUCAAGUGCUGCACCAUUGAAUGAUACCAAUAAAGGUCAUCGAAUGUUACAAAGACUUGGAUGGAAACCAGGUGAUGGAUUAGGACAAAAUAGUGAUGGUUUAAUAACUCCAGUCAAUUGUGUAAAGGCUGUUAAACCCUCCCAAGUAGUAUGAAAAUCGAGAAAAGAAAAAUCUUCAAAUGAGAUAUUUAUAGUCUGUGAAAAACAAACAAACACGAAAUCUACAAUGUACAGUAGCUGUCUUUUAUCCUCUUUGUUAUUAUAUAUUAUUAUUAUUAUCAUUCCAUUGCGUUCCGAGUGGAACAUAGGGCUAGCUUCAACAACACAUCUCCAGUUUGUUUUGUUUUCUGCCGUCCUCUUCAGCUGGCUAGCUCCACGAUUGGCCAAACUGUCUCAUCUCUUUCUCACACGAUCUCCUCCAUAUCACCCUCGCACUGACGACCCACUCGUCGCUUCCCAUUAGGAUUCCACUCGAGGGCCUGGCGUGGGAUGUUAUUCGGCGGCCUUCUCAAUGUAUGCUUGAUCCAUCUCCAUUUGUUAAGCAAUCGGCUCUUGCCUGUUGGUUUGUUCCCAGCCAACCAGAGUUUCUUGUUGCUUAUUCUUUCUGGCCGGCUGGCCAUUUGAUCUUCAGUAUGGAUCCAGCCAGCGAAGGCAGAUCUGUGUUAUAUAACAUAUAUACUAUACAUAUACAGAUUGUGAUGAGUGAUGCUAUGAACUGACAGUUUAAUUUGGUUAACGCUUUCUUUUUCCCCAACUGUGAAGGAGAGACCUGAUCAUUUCAUCUCUCCUGAUGCCUUUAUGUAUUGGCAGCAUUCUGUGAUGUGUUGUGCUGUGCUGUUUUUCUUCUCUUCAUCUGAUACUUUGCUUCAUGUAGGUGGUGGUGUACAGAUUUACACAUUCCUUCAAUUUAUCGUAUUGUCAGUGAACAUGUAAAUUUUGUCUUUGUCGUUCUUUUGUUUCUUCUGUAUAAUAAAUAAAUAUUGAUUUUCCUUUUUGAGUA